Messenger RNA from Coffea eugenioides, 2843 nucleotides. RefSeq names its product ADP-ribosylation factor GTPase-activating protein AGD4-like. The coding region runs from base 88 to 2448 and encodes 786 amino acids. Gene Ontology annotation, molecular function: protein binding; GTPase activator activity. The transcript is spliced from 19 exons. Gene Ontology annotation, cellular component: cytoplasm. The record is from RefSeq and is a predicted model, not a curated record. NCBI's taxonomy places the organism in Eukaryota, Viridiplantae, Streptophyta, Magnoliopsida, Gentianales, Rubiaceae.
UUCAAAUAGAUCAGCAAAACCUCCUUCCCAAAAGUCAGAAACUGGAAAAAAAAAAAGGCUCACACACACCCAGUAACUGUGAGAGCAAUGGCGACUUUCAUCAAGCUGGAGGAUUCACCAAUGUUCCAGAAGCAGGUGCGAUCUCUGGAACAGACGUCGGAGGAGCUUAAAGAUCGAUGCCAAAAGCUCUAUAAGGGCUGUGCGAAGUAUAUGGAAACACUUGGAGAAGCCUGCAAUGCUGACGUCGUGUUUGCUGAAUCAUUAGAAGCAUUUGGUGGUGGACAAGAUGAUCCUGUUAGCGUUUCAAUAGGAGGUCCAAUAAUGUCAAAGUUCAUUUCUGCAUUCCGUGAGCUUGCUACAUAUAAGGAGCUUCUUCGUACUCAAGUAGAGCAUGUUCUCGUCGAUCGGCUGACUCAUUUUUUGUCUGUUGAUUUGCAAGAUGCAAAGGAAUCCCGUCGACGAUUUGACAAAGACGUAACUCGUUAUGACCAGGCACGGGAAAGGUUUGCUUCGUUGAAGAAGAGUACCCGGGAUGAGAUUGUUGCUGAACUAGAAGAAGAUUUACACAACUCAAAGUCUACAUUCGAGAGAAGUCGUUUCAAUCUAGUGAAUGCUCUGAUGAAUAUUGAGGCAAAAAAGAAAUAUGAGUUCUUGGAAUCUUUUAGUGCUAUUAUGGAUGCUCACUUGAGAUACUUUAAGCUGGGUUAUGAGUUGUUGAGCCAAAUGGAACCAUUCAUUCACCAGGUAUUGGCAUAUGCUCAACAAUCAAAGGAACAGGCUAAUGUUGAACAAGAUAGACUUGCAAAACGAAUUCAAGAGUUCCGAACACAAGAACAGCUGGAUCAUAUGCGUGCAUCUAGUAACAUGGAAACGUCAACAAGCAGUAUUGGCACAAGUGGAUUUUCCGUGAAUUCUUACAAAAAUAUAGAAGCAAUCAUGCAGGCCACCUCAAAAGGCGAGGUUCGGACAAUCAAACAAGGAUAUCUAUUGAAAAGAUCUUCAAGUUUGAGAGCGGAUUGGAAGAGGCGAUUCUUUGUACUUGACAGUCUUGGGAACUUAUAUUACUACAGAGAGAAGGGGACCAAAUCAUCAGGCUCUCAAUCAUUAAAUCCCACUAGCUCAAGUGAGCAUGGUACUCGUGUAUUUGGAAGAUUCCGAGCAAGGCAUCAGCGAGGAUCAUCCCUGAAUGAGGAGACUUUAGGUAGUCGUACUGUUGAUCUCCACACUUCCAUUAUAAAAAUGGAUGCUGAAGAUGCAGAGUUGCGGCUGUGCUUUAGAAUAAUUUCACCAUCGAAAACGUAUACAUUGCAGGCUGAGAAUGAAGCUGAUAGAAUUGACUGGAUGGAUAAAAUUACAGGGGUUAUUGCAUCCCUCCUGAAUUCUCACUUGCAGCAGUUAGAUUCAGGGAAAAAUGUUGACAGAAAUAAUGGUUCAGUUGGUGCUUCUUCUGCCUUAAGCCUAUUGGGUAACAGUGAGAAUCCAACAGAUGACAUGAGAUCCAAUCGGGCAUAUUCUGUUUCGAAGAUUCUUCGGGAGAUACCGGGAAAUGAUCAUUGUGCAGAAUGCAGAGCUCCUGAUCCUGAAUGGGCAUCUCUAAAUCUUGGCAUCUUGAUGUGCAUUGAAUGCUCUGGCAUUCACCGCAAUCUCGGUGUUCACAUAUCAAAGGUGAGAUCCAUAAAUCUGGAUGUUAAGGUCUGGGAACCUACAGUCUUGGAUUUGUUUCAAGCUUUGGGUAAUACAUACUGUAACUCUAUCUGGGAGGAACUGCUUUUACCUCAGAAUGACGGCAGCCAAGGAUCUAAUUCAUUUCCGUCAAUUUCCAAACCAAGUAAUAAAGAUGUCACUCAUCAAAAAGAGAAGUUCAUUCAAGCUAAGUAUGUUGAAAAACUCUUCCUGAAUAAAGAGGCUACUACCUCUAGUAACCACUCUCAAGCCACUAGAGUCUGGGAAGCAGUGUUGGACAACAAUUUGCGAGAAGUAUAUAAAUUAAUUGUGGUGUCAAAUGCAAAUAUUAUCAACUCAACCUAUGAUGAGGUAGCUGGUGCCAAUCUGUAUCAUAAUGUUCAGAGAGAGGACCCCGAACAAGGCUCCAGCAAUUUUGAAGAGAAAAAUUAUCAUCCAGUAGAUUGUUUGAAGUCUUCUAGUGAAGCUGGAAAUUGCCUUCAGGGAUCUUCCUUGUUGCAUCUAGCCUGCCACACAGGCAAUGCAGUAAUGCUGGAACUGCUACUGCAGUUUGGUGCUGAUAUAAACUGGUGUGAUUUCCAUGGAAGAACUCCUUUGCAAUACUGUAUAACCAGGGGGAACAGCCAUCUGGCAAAGUUGUUGCUUAGAAGAGGUGCACGUGCAUCAAUAAGGGAUGCUGGAGGCCUUAAUGCUUUGGAAAGGGCUAUGGAAAUGGGAGCAAUCACUGAUGAGGAGCUGUUUGUCCUGCUUUCCGAGAGCGAUUAAAUUGGCAAGUACCGUGCAACUUCUUUGAAUUCAACAAAUAGGGGUUGGAUGAGUUAUCAUUUCAUAUUCAUCGAACAGACUCAGAAAGGGGUUGUCUUCAUUCAGUUUUGUUCUUUGUCAUUUUUUGCUUAUCUUCAUUAAGCGAUCUAUAAUGUUUUGACAAAAGAAAAGGAAAAAGAAACAUGAAUAUUUCAGGUUGUGGUUUAGGGGACCGAUUUAAUGCUGCUUCUGCUUAGAAAUUACUCGAAUCACAUUAUGAACUUGAAGUCAAGUUUUCACUGUAUGUUAUUUCUUGUACAUCUAUAUUUUGGGAAAUUCUACAGUCCCAUUUGUGUUUUCAAGGGAAAUCAUUCCCUCAAUACAAAUCCAAUACAUAGAUGCCACAUCGUUUGUCA